UGCAGCUCUCUCUCUCCUUGCUUCUCGUUUUGCUGCACGCGCCUGAUCAGCUGAUGCGUCACGUGGUUCGCUCUCUGCAAAAUGGAGUUGUCUGAGUCUGUGCAGAGAGGACUGCAGUCUCUGGGCGACCAGACGGUUCUGGACCGGUGCAGCUUCCCGGUUGUGGUGGACGCGUGUUUUAGGAGUCUGCUGUUCUCGCGCGGAGAUCCCGCGGUGCUCGAUCUGCCUGAACUGAAGCACCUGGACAAAAUCCUGUUGAAGCAGAUCCACGCCGCCGCCACCACCUUCAUCCUGGAAGCAGUCAAACACAACGCGGACAAAUCCACCAUAAGCUUCAGCCUGGAGGAGCUCACAUUCAACACAGAAAGAGUAGAAACAUUCUAUACCACGUUUCAGAAACACAAGAAGGACUUGGAGCUUAUUUUAUCCAGCAUAGGCAGAGGUCCAGCUCACAUUAAAGACGUCUCAUGGCGCCUGCAGUAUCAGAUGAAGAACGGACAGCUGGACAAGGUCAACGAGCCCUUCUACUUGAUAUCAUUGAGCACUGAGACUGGAGGAGCUUCUGAAGAUGUCGAUUUUAGCUGCACAGCAGAGCAGCUGCAGGAUUUAGUUGGAAAGCUGAAGGAUGCUGCCAAGAGCGUGGAGAAAGCCAGCCAGGUGUCGGUGGAUGCGGGGCUUUCAGAGGUGGCUGCGGCGAUCACCGACGUGGAGCUCCGACCGUGUCUGCGCACCACUUUCUUUUUCUGCAAAACAUCUUCCACUCACGGCUACGAUCAAUUAUUUGUUCAUUCCCCCAACAUGCACCGCACGACCAGGAUAAAGAUCACUGAGCUCAAUCCUCACCUCAUCUGCGUCCUCUGCGGAGGAUACUUCAUAGAUGCAACCACCAUCAUUGAAUGCCUCCACUCAUUUUGCAAAAUGUGCAUCGUGCGCUACCUGGAAACCAGCAAAUACUGUCCCAUCUGUGACGUGCAAGUGCAUAAAACCAAGCCUCUGCUCAACAUUAGAUCGGACAAAACUUUACAGGACAUUGUGUACAAACUGGUGCCAGGACUCUUUAAAAAUGAAAUGAAGAGGAGGAGAGAUUUCUAUGCGGAGCACCCCGUGGAUGCCUCGAAUGGGUCACAUGAAGAUCGGGGGGAGGUGGCAGAUGAAGACAAGAGAAUAAUAACAGAUGAUGAAAUCAUCAGCCUCUCUAUUGAGUUCUUUGAUCAGAGCAGAUGUGCAGGAGGUGGAGCUGAUGACAAGCAGUGCAGGGAUCAGGUGACUAACAGAAGGUACCUGCAGUGUCCAGCAGCGAUGACAGUUAUGCAUCUGAGGAAGUUUUUGCGCAGUAAAAUGGACAUCCCAAACACCUACCAGGUUGAAGUCAUGUAUGAAGACGAGCCUCUUAAGGAUUAUUACACAUUAAUGGAUAUAGCGUAUAUCUACACGUGGAGAAGGAACGGCCCGCUUCCCCUCAAGUACCGAGUCCGACCCAACUGUAAGAAGAUGAAGGUGAAGCACGCUCAGCAGGACGGCCAGAACAGCAUCAACAGAUCCGCCGCGGAGAGCGACUCCGCCAGCGACAAAGCCGGGAGUCCGGUCGGGGCUCCGUCCACGUCUUCGUCGCUGCCGAGCCCCGGUACGCCUGCGCAGUCGCCGCACCCCGCUCACGUUCCCAACAACGUGAACGGGAACGCCGCUGCCGCCGCACCUCACACCCCGACCCGGCCCUUCGCACAGUACGGCGGAGGCGGCAGCGGCGGCAAACCGAGGAAGGUUUCCCUGAUCGGCUCGUCGACUUCCUCCGGAUGACGGGAGGCUCUGGACCGAACCCCGAACGCCAUUUGCCGCUCAGCUAACCCUGUUUCCAUGCCCAUGUAGUUCCGUUGUGUAGACGACGCUUUCUCUCUUUCUCGCUCCAUUCGUUGUUUUUAAAUAUUACGUCAUCGCGUGUACGUCUAAAACUAGUGGAUUGGACGGCAUUUCAAAAUAAAAGCACUGACCUGUGUUUUUAAAAUGAAAGAAAAAGAGAAGGAACAGAGAUUUUGGGGAGAAGAAAGACACAAGUGUCCUGUUGAAUAAAAGCUACGUCUUUAUUUACAAAAGUGACUGAAGGUGUCCUGUUUUGCGUCUUUCUAAUAAUGAAACGUGUUUCUCAUGAUUAUGUUUUUCAUGUGCUUUGGGAUAUUUUGAAGUUCAUUUGAACAUGCAUGCUCCAUGGUGACACUUCUGAAUGAGCGGGUUGCGCCACACAGUUUUUUCUUUGCAGUCUUUUUUUAAAGAGCUGCGGCCCGUUUGCUCUUAUCUUGGAAGGAAAAUGCUCAAACGGAGGAGAAAAAAAAACUUUUACUGAAGAGAAAACUUCCUUAUCUCUGUGGAGGAACCGGAUCACUCAUCCAUUUCCACAUUUGGAGUCUGCCUGCAAAUCCAGACAUGUAUAUUCAAUCAGCGAGGACGUUCCUCUCCUGUUCCCCUUUGUUUCUAUGGGAAAGACUUGGGCUCAGCUUCAUUUCACGCUCAAUGACAUGUUUUGAUGUUUCUGGUUUUUGUCUUUGUAUCGCUGGAUUGUAUGGACAACUUAUUGUAUUGUUACUGUUGCACAGUAUAAAACAUCUAAAUAAAACAUUUUACACGUA
Molecule: messenger RNA, 2621 nt
Organism: Oryzias latipes (Japanese medaka)
Lineage: Eukaryota; Metazoa; Chordata; Actinopteri; Beloniformes; Adrianichthyidae
Source: RefSeq, a predicted model, not a curated record